AUGGAUCACUCUCUCAAGCUGAAUCCUUUGCUCCCUUUGCUGUUUGUGGUCGUUCUCCUGUAUUUUACCCGACAAUAUCUACACCAGACCUGGAAAACUGAGGAAGAGGACGACCUAAAACGAGUUGAUGGAUUCAAGAGCUGCGGGAACUCUAGGGAUAUCGUCGAGCAUAUGAAAUCCACAGGGACAAACUUGGUCGUCUUCUUCGGAUCUCAGACUGGAACAGCUCAAGACUACGCCGGAAAGUUAGCGAAAGAAGGUCAUUCUCGGUUUGGAUUAAAAACUCUGGUCGCCGACAUUGAGGACUAUGACUACGAAAACCUGGUGGAUUUCCCUUCGGACAGCGCCGCCAUCUUUGUGUUGGCGACCUAUGGCGAGGGAGAACCGACCGACAACGCCGUCGACUUUUGGCAAUUCAUUACCGACCAAAAUCCUCCAUUUGCUUCAGACAAAGAAACCCCUUUGAGUAGUUUGAAAUACGCCAUGUUCGGGCUUGGAAACUCCACGUAUGAGCAUUUCAACGCCGUUGUUAGGAAGGUGGACAGUUGCCUAGAAGCUCAUGGUGCCUCACGGCUGUGUGAGACCGGCGAAGGAGACGAUGGCGGCAACAAAACUACAGAAGAGGAUUUCUUGACCUGGAAAGAGACCAUGUGGAAGCGUCUAGCUUCCGAGAUGCAUCUGGAAGAGUGCGAGCAAGUCUACGAGCCCAGUUUCGACGUGCAAGAAAAGGAAACACAGUCAGACGCACCUCUCGUCUACCUUGGAGAGCCGAACUCGAUGCAUUUAUCUAACGAGCAGCGUGGUCCGUUUGGCGCCCACAACCCAUACCUUGCGCCGAUUGUCGAGUCCUUUAAACUCUUUACCGUGCCAGGGCGAAAUUGUCUCCACAUCGAAUUCGACAUUGGUGAUUCCACCCUAGCUUACCAGACCGGGGAUCAUUUGGGAGUUUGGCCCAUGAAUGCCGAUGUCGAAGUGGAGCGCUUCCUGAGAGUGUUUGGUCUCUGGGACAAGCGAAAUACAGUCAUUGAAAUCAAGGCUGACAGUCAAGGGAAGGUGCCUUUUCCGACCCCAACCACCUACGAAGCAGCAGUUCGAUAUUACCUCGAAAUCUGUGUGCCUGUCUCUCGGCAGUUUGUUGGUAUGCUGGCGCAGUUCAGCCCUUCUGAGGAUGUCCGAAAGCAGCUGGCCAAGCUGGGGAGUGACAAGGAGUAUUUCCACCAAGGAGUCGCCGCAAAGUGUUUGAAUCUGGCCCAGCUUCUGGAGGCCACAAGUCCUACCCUCCCUUUUUCAGACGUGCCUUUCUCGGCUAUAAUCGAGAAUGUACGCCGACUGCAGCCUCGGUACUACUCCAUCUCAUCGUCAUCUCUGGUCCAGAGCCACAAAAUAUCCAUCACUGCAGUCGUGGAAUCUCGGCAGGUGGCUUCAGAGACAAAGUACCUGAAGGGUGUUGCAACAAAUUAUUUACUUGCUCUCAAACAAAAGAGAUCGGGCGAAGUCAAUCCAGAUCCGUACGGAAGGACUUACCACCUGGAAGGUCCUCGAGGCAAGUAUACGCUUAAGGUACCAGUAUACGUGCGGCCAUCCACCUUCAAGCUUCCCUCUGACGCCUCAUUACCGGUCAUCAUGGUCGGCCCUGGGACGGGUGUAGCUCCUUUCCGGGCAUUUGUCCAGGAGCGAGCGUUUUUGGCAAAGUCAGGCCAAGAAGUCGGCCAUACAGUUCUCUUCUUCGGUUGCAGGCGGCGAUCAGAAGAUUUUCUCUAUGAAAAAGAAUGGCAGGACGACAGAGAUGCGCUUGGGGAGAAAUUUCAGCUUUUCACUGCAUUCUCCCGAGAGACCAGUCAAAAGGUCUACGUUCAACAUCUCUUGGCUGAGCAGUCGGACCUCAUUUACAGCCUCUUACAACAUAAGGCUUAUUUCUAUGUCUGCGGAGAUGCGGCACACAUGGCCAAAGAUGUCAACGAGGCGCUUGUCCAUCUGGUAGCUCAAGGGGAAAAGAUUUCAUUAACUGAGGCUGAGAACUAUAUCAAAAGAAUGAGGAAUUCGGCUCAAUACUUGGAGGAUGAGGAAUAUCAGGAUAUUGAUAAGACGCUUGGAUUCCUCAAUAUGCCCAAAAGUACGGACCAUAAAGCGGAAUUCGCAAAGGAAGAGGAGGAGAUCCUCGAGCAGCUGUACAAAGGGUGGUUGCGCUACUGGAACAAGGAGUCGAUGCACGACCCCGGCGCGAACCAAUCACGCAGGUUCUACGAUUUUAAAGAGAUGCUCAGCUACGAUAUGUUCGGGACCACCAUCCGAGGCAAGUUCAACGAGCACUUUGAGAAUGUGUUCCCGUAUUACGUCGACGGCCAGAUGGAAUACAAGGACCUGGAGAUCGUCGUGCUUUCUCCGACCCACGCCUUCACCACGUGCUAUCAGCACACCUGGGGAAAGGCGGGCGGAGAUCCCUUCAACAUCACAUUCCGAAGGACGGGGAUUGCGAGGAAGCAAGAUGGCCAGUGGAAAUGGAUCCACGAGCAUCUUUCCUUCCCCGUCAACAUGGCGACCAGGCAGGCCGACUACAAUUGUGAAAGCAAUGCUCUUGAGUCGUUCAAGUUUCAGGAAUGA
Fonsecaea pedrosoi CBS 271.37 is the source of this 2601-nucleotide messenger RNA. RefSeq lists its product as uncharacterized. Gene Ontology annotation, cellular component: cytosol. Gene Ontology annotation, molecular function: NADPH-hemoprotein reductase activity; FMN binding; flavin adenine dinucleotide binding. The coding region runs from base 1 to 2601 and encodes 866 amino acids. NCBI's taxonomy places the organism in Eukaryota, Fungi, Ascomycota, Eurotiomycetes, Chaetothyriales, Herpotrichiellaceae. The record is from RefSeq and is a predicted model, not a curated record. The transcript is spliced from 5 exons.